UGAAAAACAAAUUCAGGAGAUCCUCGGGCUACGACGGGGUUCGCUUCUUCCGGCAGUUGUGUAACCCGAAUUUCUGACGUAAUAGUUACAGUUAAUAUUUGUAUGGAAAAUACUUCUUGGCAGGCGCUAAAUAAUAAUUGGUUUAAGUUCUGUUAUACUUAACUCUUAAGUUAAAUACAUUUUCACAAAAGCUUUGAGAAUGGUUUGACUUAUUUCCUCAUAAUUUUAAAUGAGUCCUUUACCUAGUUUUUUUCCCCCUACGUCUAAGCGCAGUGUUAAUAUUCAAGUUGUGCUGAAUGUUAACGUGGCUUACUAAUGUUAGACUUUUGAGGAAUAAAGUCUCGGUCUUGUUUUUAAUCAACACUCGCGGCUACUACUAUGUGACUACAUUUUAAUAUGAUGUAAUGAGCUGAGUAUAUAUUUGGGGUUUUUAGGUUGGUAUAAAAAUAUUUGAGAAUGAAAGUAGUUAAUUGCUCCAUAUUUGUAACCUUGAAACUGUGCCAUUGAUCUGAUUUUUACAGUGGAACCUCUCGGUAGUAGAACGAAAGUGUAAACCUCAAAAGUCUUUGGACAUUCAGGGAAGCACGACCAGAACAGCUGAACUUUAUUGAGUCUUAAAUUGGUUUGAGGCGUGUGCCGACUCGUAUGAUUGUAAUGGGAUAGUUCUGAAUGCAGCCCCGUCCCCAGUGAAACUCAAAUGUGAUUCUGUUGUAUCGACAAUUUCCCAAUCAGGCAGUAUGAGCAGAGAGCUCAACGUGCCCACGGGCUCGCCGGCCCCGGGUAUGUCAGAGCGGGCUCCGGAUGGCGGCAGCGGCGGCAGCGGCAUGGACUACCGGGACUGGGUGCGGCGCAGCUACCUGGAGCUGGUUAGCUCCAACCACCAUUCGGUGCAGGCCCUCUCCUGGAGGAAGCUCUACCUGAGCAGGGCCAAGCUCAAGGCCUCCAGCAGGACCUCUGCGCUGCUUUCUGGCUUCGCAAUGGUGGCCAUGGUGGAAGUGCAGCUGGAGAUGCAGUACAGUUACCCGCGCGUGCUGCUGGUGGCGUUCAGCGUGUGCACCACGGUGCUCGUGGCCGUGCACCUGUUCGCGCUGCUCAUCAGCACGUGCAUCCUGCCCAACGUGGAGGCGGUCAGCAACAUCCACAACCUCAACUCGGUCAGCGAGUCGCCGCACGAGCGCAUGCACUACUACAUCGAGCUGGCGUGGGGCUUCUCCACCGCGCUGGGCAUUCUGCUCUUCUUGGCCGAGGUGGUGCUACUCUGCUGGAUCAAGUUCCUGCCCGUGGACUCGGGAGGUGCCGCCGCGACGACAACGGCGCCCGUUGCGCAAGACAGCGGCUGGCUGGCGGCGCUGGCGUCCACCAUCAUCAUGGUGCCCGUGGGGGUCAUUUUCGUGGUGUUCACCGUCCACUUCUACCGCUCGCUGGUGCGCCACCAGACG
Messenger RNA from Hippocampus comes (tiger tail seahorse), 1439 nucleotides. RefSeq names its product protein orai-2-like. Lineage: Eukaryota; Metazoa; Chordata; Actinopteri; Syngnathiformes; Syngnathidae. The record is from RefSeq and is a predicted model, not a curated record. Gene Ontology annotation, biological process: store-operated calcium entry. Gene Ontology annotation, cellular component: membrane. The annotation marks the transcript as partial. The transcript has 2 exons. Gene Ontology annotation, molecular function: store-operated calcium channel activity.